AUGCCCCAGAACCGCCGCACCCCCGCCGACCUCGAUGCCCUGACCCUCCGCCAGCAGGCCGAGCUGCACGCCCCACCCCACCCCGCCAACAACAGAGGCUGGUGGGAGGACCCCCCCUCGCCACCGUCCCCGACCGGCCCAACAGGCACCGACACGCCCUGGUGGCCGUCAUGGCAUGCGCCCCUGCCGCGGCCGCUGUCGUGGGGCGCCGCAGACCUGGCCAUGACACCAAGACACCACGCCGACGACGAGCGCAUCAUGGCGUCGUUCCUGCGCGAGCGCGAGGCGCGCCUCGAGUCUGUGGACCACCUGCUCUCGUUUGCGGCGCCGCCGGAGGAGGAGGCGGACGCAGAGGCGGCGGCGGCGGAGGUGACGCUGCUGGGGACGGCGCAGCUGCUGGAGACGCUGGCGGGCGAGUUGGUGGCGGGAGGGGAGGCGGAGAGGGCGUGGGCGGGGGUGGAUGCGGCGCUGACGGCGCUGGUGGUGCUUGGGUGUGGAGGGGCCAGGGUGGGGGCUGUGGGUGUCGGCGCGUGUGUGCUGUGUUAUGCCACGGUGGCGAAUGUGGUGUUGAGGCCGUGUGGGCAUCUGGUGAUGUGUUUGGGCUGUGUGCUGCGUGAGAAGGUUGGUGGGAAGGGCGCGGGGAAGAGGCGGCAGGCGGUGUGUCCGGUGCCCGAGUGCGGGAAGGCGGUGGAGGAGACGGUGAAGACAUAUCGCGGUUAG
Messenger RNA from Morchella sextelata, 720 nucleotides. RefSeq lists its product as uncharacterized. The record is from RefSeq and is a predicted model, not a curated record. Lineage: Eukaryota; Fungi; Ascomycota; Pezizomycetes; Pezizales; Morchellaceae. The transcript is spliced from 3 exons. The coding region runs from base 1 to 720 and encodes 239 amino acids.